Molecule: messenger RNA, 3965 nt
Organism: Ipomoea nil (Japanese morning glory)
Lineage: Eukaryota; Viridiplantae; Streptophyta; Magnoliopsida; Solanales; Convolvulaceae
Product: ubiquitin carboxyl-terminal hydrolase 16-like
Exons: 11
Coding region: 381-3749 (1122 amino acids)
Biological process (GO): protein deubiquitination
Cellular component (GO): nucleus; cytosol
Molecular function (GO): cysteine-type deubiquitinase activity; cysteine-type endopeptidase activity
Source: RefSeq, a predicted model, not a curated record
UUACCCCUAAAUUCUCGAUCUGGAAAAAUCUUUAGGGUCGGAAAUCUGAGUCUCCUUCACUUCUUCUCCGUCUCGGCGUAUCUUUAUUGCUUCGCGAAAGGUCACAUCUAUUUUCUCUCUCUAUUCGGUGUCUCUCUGUGGCGUUUAUGUACAUAUAUAAUCUAUAUGUUUUGUAUUUUUCUCGUUUAUAUCGCUGUCAGUGCGGUGGAGAAGGCCAAUCGUUGGCGGGUUUGAUCUCACAAUUGGAAUCCGAUAUAUCCUGGGGGAAUUUCGUUGAAUUUAUUUGGAUGGGGGAGGGAGGUGUGUAAUCUGUGAGGUUUGGAUGUAGUGAGGGUUUGGAUGUGAUCGAGAAAUAGUGUUGUUGUGUAUCUAUUGUGUAAAUGCUUCUGGGAGGGGAUCUAGGUCUGCGCGUUCUCGUGGCGGCGUUCCUGGUGUUCAUAGGGCCACUGCUGGGCUUUUUGGUCCGCCAGAAAUGGCGGCACGCGGAGGCUAGGAGGGAGGAGAUCGACCGGCUUUUGGUUUUGGCUUCUGAGGAGGCUGCUAGGGCUGAGUUCGAGGCGGCUGCGGAGUACGGCUUUGAGUAUAGCAGCUAUAGCUUCGGCUCUGUGGUGGGGGAUGAGGUGCCGGCGGCGGUUCCGGCGCCUGCUCCGGUAUCUUCAACCUUGACAUCUGUGCCAGUUGCGCGGCAACUGCCGUAUCAAUGUGCUCAGUGCUUUUCCUCAGCUUCUACGCGGUGCUCCCGGUGUAAAGCGGUUCGAUACUGCUCUGGUAAAUGUCAAAUCAUCCAUUGGAGACUGGGCCACAAAGAUGAAUGCCAUCCACCUGUCAACAACAAUCAUGACAGUUAUGGUAAAGGAGCCAAUGAUUUUAAGGUAUUUAGGCAAGAAGCAAAUGAAGGUUAUGCUGAAGGAAUUGAGACUGAAGAGAGGAACACUCCUGGAUCAAUUGAUGCAUCUUUUGCAGAGCCUACAUGUUCUGAACCCAGUAUCUCUGGGGCAGAAAACACAGAAGAUGUUAUGGAAGGAAAACAUUUCACAGAUGAUGGAACUACAAACUCAGACUCUGAGUUUUCACCUCAUUCAUUUUCAACUUCCACUACUUCUAGUGAAUCCUUUUCCAGCACAUCCAUCAGUGAUGAUUCAGAUGGUUUUGACAAAUCUGUUGGUGCUGGUUCUGGUCACACAAAAACUUGGCCAACCAACUCAGAUCAUAAGCCACAAUUUCUGGAGCAAUCUGCAGUGCCCAGUUCUGUAAAUGUUGUCUCUUCAAGUAAAUCUGGUCAUGUGAAUCCCAGUGCUGAUAAGAAUACAAAAUCAAAGUCAUCAAAUUCAACAGUAUCAAGUGUUAAUGGCUCUAGUGAGUCUUCAUUAUCUGUGUCAUCUGUACCCUCUUCUGGCUUUUGGGAAGGAACUGCUCACUACAGUAGAUCUAAAGUGAAUGUAGUGGAUGAUGUUUCUCAUCCUGAUUCUGAAGAUGUUUCAUAUUCUUGGUUGCCCACAAACCGUUCUUCUGAAAUGGCAAGAACUUCAAGUCCCAGUGUGGAUGAACAAGGCCCAAAAGCAAAACCAAGUGAUGCAGCCCAGCUCUUACAAGUUAAAGAUAAUGUAGACUUGAAAAGGUCUUCAUUGAGACCCGAUUCUCAUAAUACUAUUGAUCUCAAUAAGGCCAGUGUCAGAAGUACAUCAAGUUUUAAGGAAUCUAGACGCUCUUUAUCUACUGCUUCCGAUGCUUGUAAAGUGGAGCAUUUAGUGAAUAAUGACACAUUGAAAGUCAAUUCCCCACCAAAAGCAUCUGAUAAGAGCAUUGAAGGCUUGAAGAAUGUUUCACAAACUCCAAAAGCCAGACAAGUUGAAUCUCUUUCUACAAAGGCUCCUAAUGGUCAUCCAUCUUCUAAUAACAGAAGACAUGAUUCUCAAGGUGCAAAGUCUGCAAAGAUUGAUAGUGCACAAGUUACUGCUUGCUCAUCAGAUUCUGGAGGUGAUUCACAAAGUUCUAAGAGUGGCUUAAAAUCAUCGGUGUCUAAAGUUGUUGAUCAACUCAAAGCUUCAAAGUCACGGCAUAAUUCCUUAGGAGCCUGGAGUGAGAUUGGAGGAAGAUAUAAUAAUAAGGGUCUAUUUCCAUAUGAGUUGUUUGUGAAGCUUUUUAACUCAAAAAAGGUUGAAUUACGUCCAUUUGGCCUCACAAAUUGCGGGAACAGUUGUUAUGCUAAUGCUGUCCUUCAGUGCCUGGCGUUUACUCCACCCUUCACGGCUUACUUCCUUCAAGGCUUCCAUUCAAAAGGAUGUGCAAAGAAAGAUUGGUGUUUCAACUGUGAAUUUGAGAGUUUAGUUCUAAAAGCAAAGAAUGGGAAUUCUCCGCUCUCCCCUAUCCGGAUAAUUUCCCAUUUGGAGAAUAUUGGGAGCAGUCUUGGUAAUGGGAGAGAAGAAGAUGCUCAUGAAUUUCUCAGGUAUGUCAUUGAGACCAUGCAAUCUGUUUGCUUAAAGGAAGCAGGUGUCCGUACAUCAUGCUCUUUGGAAGAGCAGACAAGUCUCAUUGGGCUUACAUUUGGGGGCUUCCUUCGUUCAAAGAUUGAGUGCAUGAGGUGUGGAGGCAAAUCUGAGAGGCAUGAAAGAAUAAUGGACCUUACAGUUGAAAUUGAUGGAGAUAUUGCAAGCCUGGAAGGAGCUUUAAGACAAUUCACACAUACUGAGAUUCUAGAUGGUGAAAACAAGUACCAUUGCAGCAGAUGCAAAUCAUAUGAGAAAGCCCGGAAGAAGUUGAAAAUAUUGGAGGCCCCUAAUGUCCUCACUAUUGCAUUAAAGAGAUUUCAGUCAGGUAAAUUUGGGAAGCUGAACAAGACAAUAACAUUUCCUGAGAUUUUGAAUCUGGCCUCCUAUAUGAGUGGAACAAGUGAUAAAUCACCAAUAUAUCAGCUUUAUGGAGUUAUUGAACAUGAGGACGUCAUGAAUGCUGCCUUUUCUGGGCACUAUGUUUGCUAUGUCAAGAAUUUUCAAAAUAAGUGGUUCAAGGUCAAUGACAGCAAGGUAAAACCUGUGGAAAUUGAGAGCGUCUUGUCAAAGGGAGCUUACAUGCUUCUCUACUCGAGGUGCUCUCCACGUGCCCCAAAAUUAAUAAGGAGUUUGACUUCUCAUGAUCCAAGGGGACAGAAAUAUGUAAAUUGUAAAUCAAGUUCUCACACAAAUUCAUGGGAUCUCUCUAAAGGUGAUUCUACAAAUGACCCAGCAUGUAGGGAAUGCUUCAAUUCUGUUCAAGCGAGUUCCUGGCCACAUCGGACAAUAUUCGAGGACUCAUCCAGUGACAACUCAUCGUCUCUUUUCUCCGAAGGCUGUUCUUCUAGCACAGACAGCAGCUACAGGGAUUCAAUAAGCGCAGAGGAUUAUGCAGCAGAUCAACUAUUUGGUGAUCCUGGAGGCGCCUGUUGGAAUAGCCCUUGGAGGAUCUCUACUGAUUCCGACACAUCUUCAUCCUCGUCCUCUCCUUCUCCAUUGUAUUCAAGGCAUUCACGCCUCUCUAAUAUGGGGCAUUACGCGUCAGGCUAUCCCGAGACGAGUGGAUAUGCAGAUUCAGCCGUCGAGGAUCGGGGAUUUUGGACAGGAACAUGUGAUCCCGAGGUAUCGAAAAGCAAAGGAAGUAUUCCCUCGUUGAGUCCGGAUUCAGCCAAACAGUGUAGACAUUUAGGUGGUAGUAGUAGUAGCGGCGGCCAGAGGUUAGGAUCGGAUAAACCUUUUGGAACCAUGAAAUAUAGAUGAGGUAAACCCCCAAUUUGAACAUCAUACAAUUAAGUUUUGGUAAUGUAAAGUGGUAAAUAAACUUUGAUGAGUUGUAGAGUUGGGGGUUAGAGGUUGGGUGUACGUCUUGGGCCGUGUUAAGAAACCGGCCAUAAUUUUGUCACUCUUCCCCUUAUAUUUGUAGGGAGUAACAUAUAUAAUAUUUAUAUAUAUAUAGUUUUUAACAUGAAUAUAAAA